AUGUCCGACAGUCGGACCAUCGACAAACGCUUUUGGGAGUUAAAACAAACCCACGCUAGGCGCGGUAAAUCUGGGCCGCCCGCUCUAUCGAUAGCUCUGCCUAGGAAACAUGUGUUGGUUCCUCACGCGCACUGCGUUGGCGGCAAGAGAAAACCCCGCCGCGGGAAUUCCUAUGUAUUUCUGGCGUCACUUGCUUUGAACGGGGCCGUCCUGAAUCAGCCGUCUGUGUUUCGUGCGAUGCUCCGGUUGGAGGAGUUGGGUGGCGGGUACCGAGUUAUCCGCGGCUGUCUAUAUCUCGAGAGGUUCGAUGAUGAGGUGGGGGAGAUGGGGUAG
Messenger RNA from Paracoccidioides lutzii Pb01, 333 nucleotides. RefSeq lists its product as hypothetical. The transcript has a single exon. The coding region runs from base 1 to 333 and encodes 110 amino acids. The record is from RefSeq and is a predicted model, not a curated record.